Messenger RNA from Chiloscyllium plagiosum (whitespotted bambooshark), 2164 nucleotides. RefSeq names its product factor VII-activating protease-like. Gene Ontology annotation, biological process: proteolysis; blood coagulation. Lineage: Eukaryota; Metazoa; Chordata; Chondrichthyes; Orectolobiformes; Hemiscylliidae. Gene Ontology annotation, molecular function: serine-type endopeptidase activity; calcium ion binding. The record is from RefSeq and is a predicted model, not a curated record.
UAAUAUAAAUAGCAGAAAGUCAAAUGUCCAGAGUGAAGCAAAGCACUUUCAAAUCUUUGAAAUAUGCCAAAAGCAAUAGUUUGGUCAACUACCAGGUGCUUUUUCAUCUGGCUGGCGGUGUUACUGUCGUACUCUAAAGUCUGCAGUGACAAUGGGGAAGAUCCUGCAGGAUUUGACGAGGACAAUUAUCCUCCUUGGUUAGAAAAUUCCUACGAUAAUAAUGAUCCUUGUCAGUCAAAUCCUUGCCGCAAUGGGGGCACAUGUGAAACAACAUCUUCAAGUUAUGUUUGCCGAUGUCCUCGUCCAUUUAAUGGAAAGAACUGUCGCAAAGUGAAUGAUCCUUGUAAGAAAAACCCAUGCAAACAUGGAGACUGUGUUGUUCAGCCCAAUGCACCGUAUUAUAAAUGCAAAUGUAAACAUCCAUAUGUACCACCGCUAUGUAAAAGAGCCACCUCACCAUGCAGCCCCAAUCCUUGUAAAAAUGGAGCAACAUGCCGAGCUGGAAAGAAAAGAGGAUCCUUCACUUGCAACUGCACAGGAUCAUUCAGAGGGGAGCUGUGUGAAAUAGUGCCAAAUGAUUGUUACCAUGGUAAUGGUUUAUCAUAUAGAGGUAUGGUGAAACAAACUGAACGAGGGAAGACAUGUCUGCACUGGAGCUCUCACUUGCUGCUCAAGGAAGCUGUUGGUACCCAUAUGGAGAAUCCUAGCAAAUAUGGAAUUGCUGAUCACAAUUAUUGCAGAAAUCCUGAUGGCGAUGAUAAACCUUGGUGCUAUUAUCGGGAGAAACGUGAUAAAUUAAGUUGGGAACAUUGUGCCAUUUUUCCCUGCCCUCCAGCAGCUAAGACACCACCCCAAAGAGAAGCUACAGCCAAACCUGUGACCCGAUCACCUGCGUCUGCGUCCUCCAUUACACGCUUUCAGUGUGGAAUACCUGAGGUUGCAGUAGUCUUAGGCAAAAUCCUUGGUGGAAAAAGGACAGUACCAGGAAAAUACCCAUGGCAGGUAUCUCUACAGCUGAAAAAUCGCAUUGGACUUUAUAAACCAGGACAUGUGUGUGGAGGAACAUUGAUUAAACCAUGUUGGGUUCUCACUGCCGCCCACUGCAUUGUCUCACAGGCACAGGCAAGAGAUUUCCGUGUACAGCUUGGCAAACAAGACCUUCAAAGAGAUGAAUGGCAUGAACAGAACUUUGACGUUGAAAAUAUAAUUGUCCAUGAAAAUUAUCAUGAGAGCUCAGUGGGAUUAUACAAUGAUAUUGCUUUGGUGAAGAUCAAGCAAGUCAACAAUCACUGUGCCAAGGAAACAAAGUAUGUAAAAACUGCCUGCUUACCAGAUGCUGAUUUCCAGCCUGGAACUGAAUGUCACAUUUCAGGAUGGGGUCAGACAGAAUCAGAGGCAUCAUCCAAUCAGUUAUUGCAUACGAAUGUGAGACUGAUAUCUGACAAGCGAUGUAAGGACUCUCGUUCCUAUGGAAACGCUAUCAAUGACAGCAUGUUUUGUGCAGGAAACCUUGAUGGCAGUGUGGAUUCAUGUCAGGGCGAUUCUGGAGGACCACUGACUUGUGUGAAGGAUGGACGUUACCAGAUCUAUGGAGUAGUGAGCUGGGGCGAUCGCUGUGGGGUGAUAAAUAAACCUGGUGUUUAUGUCCGUGUCACCAAGUUCCUUAAAUGGAUUAAGUCACGAGCCACUUAAGUGCAGUUGUUGAACAUGUGGGAUUGUAGUGGAAUAUAAAAAGAUGCUUGACAUUACUAUUUAACACAUCCAUUAUUUCUAGAAUACCACAUAAAGGAUUUUCAAAUAUGUUAUUACCUCAGUUUUAGUAACAAUGGGAUCAUAUGUAACAUCUUAAUAAUAAUUCUUAUUAAUAAUUAUAAUUAAUUUUGCAUUCCUGUCACAUCAUUCUUUCAUAAACUGAGAAAUAUAACGGUCUGUGUCACAAUCUCAGUGAUUGCAUUUGUAAAGUGUCUCUGGUUUUGAACUUGCAUGGUAAAAAAUCUAACUCUCAAAGCUGAAUGCUCAUUCUGUUGCUUCUUGUUUUAGUUGACAAAGCAGAACUACAGACUUCCUGAGCGGGAAAUAAUGCCUUUAUAAUCUAUGUAUGCAAUAAUUUACAAUUUGACUGUAUAUUACUAAUUAAAUACAAUUCUACUUGUUGCCCCUCAAA